Molecule: messenger RNA, 753 nt
Organism: Haliotis rubra (blacklip abalone)
Lineage: Eukaryota; Metazoa; Mollusca; Gastropoda; Lepetellida; Haliotidae
Product: membrane frizzled-related protein-like
Exons: 4
Coding region: 37-675 (212 amino acids)
Molecular function (GO): protein binding
Source: RefSeq, a predicted model, not a curated record
UUAGUCAAGGCAUGCGUCACUCCAACAAUAGGUAACAUGUCUGUCUAUACUUUAAUGUUUCUGUUUCUGAAUAUGUCAACGUGGGGCAUCAGCGAUGCCAAGACGCCAGAGACAUUUUCCAUGGAGACCAACUGUGACCAAACACUUUCCUUCUCUGACAGUAUGAUUCUGACUGGCUCCAAUCUGUCGUCGUCGUGUAACAUGGGCGUGGCGACAGACGGAGAUGCCCUGGGCCUCCUCAUCAACAUCGCAUCCUUCAACCUCCCCCCGGAAUGCAACACCACGCUGGAGAUUGUACAUCCACAUGGGCCUCGAAUAUCCGGAAAGUUGUGUGGCACCAGAUUGUCCACCAAGGUGUUCAACGCCUCCGUGCCUGCCAUAAAGCUACAGUACCACUCAGACACUCCGGAUACAGAUGCUACCUUCAAUAUCAUACUCACAUCGCUCAAACGAGGGCCUAUCGGAAGCUGCUUUGACGACGCCUUCCGGUGCAGCAACAAUUUCUGUAUAGCCAACACUUUAGUAUGCAAUGGAGUUGACGAAUGCGCUGAUAAUUCGGACGAAACUCGGGGCUGCGACAUUUCACAGUCAGCCCGCCUCUCCUCUAUGCCAGUAUUCACAGCUGUUGUCACAUUACUUGCCUUUAUGUCAAGCUCAUUUGGAGGGCAUCCAUGAUUUCCUGACCUGUACUGUCAUAUUUUCGACACAUUGGUAUUUUUGUUUUUGCUAAAUAUACAGUGUUGUUCCUUCUCA